Molecule: messenger RNA, 22966 nt
Organism: Xyrichtys novacula (pearly razorfish)
Lineage: Eukaryota; Metazoa; Chordata; Actinopteri; Labriformes; Labridae
Source: the annotation of a GenBank genome assembly
GCCGGCCGUUUAUCCCUCAUAAUGGGAUGUGCCACCGAGUCGCUCUGCCGGUCUAAGCUACAGCAGGUCAACAUAUUCAGAGAGGCGGGCCUAUUUGCAGACACGAUGAGCUGAGAGCCCCGAGCUGCUUAGUGUCGGUGAUUUCAUCGGUGAGGAGCUCACUUCGCCUCAGACACACCGAUAUGGUGACACGUGGAUUUCGGUGGGUGAUCGUUCCCGCCGGUCACCGGGCGGAUUGACAACCCGUCGCAUGGGUGUGUACCGUCUGCGUCCCGGUCUGCUCAUCUCCUUUCCUCUCUCCGGGACUCUGCGAUGCGCUCUUUAAAGGAAACGUGUUUCGCAGAGACAUCCGGAAAACGCAUCCAUGCGCCACGGCCACCCCGCAUCCCGAUAUGCCUCUGACAACACAAAGCCUGGUUCCGAGGAGCUCCGGUAAGAAACCACGCAUGCAGAUCGGCAUGGGUGCGUCAACUCGGUUAUAUCGUUCUGUUAUGUGGAUGAGGCUUUGGAGCGCAGUUGUGCAAUGAGACGAUCUGGAAUUAUCAAAUAGACUAUUGAUAGGCGACAAAAUCCGACAAUAUGGCUGAUCAGAGCAACAUCCAGUCUGCCGCCUCUAAGAGUAUCCGGCCCUUUAAGUCCAGUGAAGAGUACCUGUACGCCAUGAAGGAAGAUCUGGCCGAAUGGCUGAACACCCUCUACGACCUAGAUAUCACUGCGGACACCUUCAUGGACGGGCUGGAGACCGGCUGUGCUCUGUGUCGGCACGCCAACAACGUGAACCGCGCCGCGCAGGACUUCCAGCUGGAAUAUCCCGAAGCUGCUCAAACCAUGAAGCUACCAUCGAAAGAUGUGGUCUUCCAGUCUCGCAAUGUCAUCCCGGGCUCGUUUCUGGCGCGGGAUAACGUGUCCAACUUCAUCAGCUGGUGCAGGCAGGAGCUCUGGAUCAAGGACGUCCUCAUGUUUGAGACCAACGACCUGGUGGAGAGGUGCAACGAGAAGAAUUUUGUUCUGUGUCUGCUUGAGGUGGCUCGACGUGGGGCAAAGUUUGGCAUGUUGGCCCCCAUGUUGAUCCAACUUGAAGAGGAGAUAGAGGAGGAGAUCCGGGACCAGGAGAGCCUUCGGAUCGACGUAGGGGAGCCCGCUGAGCAGAGCCCACCCAGCAGGUGCUUCAGCAGGAAGGAGAGCAGUCACAUUGUGGAGGAUGAGGAUGAACCUGAUCCAGAGCCCUACAUCUGGCCACAGAAGAGAAUUUUAUGUGAUAUGCGCAAUUUGGAUGAGUUGGUGAGUCCCAAGAAAUAAGAAAAACACAAUCUGCUUCUAACUCCAGCCAAUGUGUCACAACUGCACCAUGAUUCAUCCAUAUCAUCAUCAGCUAUUGUCAUGAUCCUCACGAAAUUUAAUCAUCCAUACCCAGAACUGUUUUGUGAAGUGAGGUAGAUUUGGUUUCCCAGGCUCUUCAGCUUUUGUCAGAAGUAAAUAUUGAGUGUACUUGAUGUGCCAAACAGAAUGAAUCAGCUGACAGUGAAGCGUAGAUAUGUGUCAGAAGUGAGGAACCUGGCCUGAAAGUAUCAUGUCAGUGCUAUGAAGAGGGGAAGCACCUUUUUUUCCCCCUGUGGUGUGGGUGUCUGUGUGCAUCUGUGCUUCUUAGAUUCUUGCUCACCUUUAGGGUCAGUGUGUGUUUGACACAGAAAUUCCUGCUUACAGCCACAGGGAAGCUUUGAGAGGAGGUGUAGGUCAGCUCAGUGACAUUUCUCUUGCAUUCUUGUGGAAAUGCCAGCUCUGCCUCUACAGGAACAUUUUUCAGAGUAAUAGAUCAUCUUCAACCUUUUUCAAUGACCUCUUGCAUCAAGACAUGUCUGCAGAGGAGGGUCUCAAUGACAUUCUUCUCCUUCACUUAAUCUUCCAAACGUUUCCUUCCUGUAGACUUCAAAACAUCAACCCUUUCUCACCUGCCCAGUUAAGUGUCUGACCUUUGACUCAGGCAGAGAUCUUGUUAGGGCAGAGAUGAGGAGCUAACAGGCCAACAGUCAGUGGAACACGUGCGCAGCAGCGAGAGAGUCAGAAGUUAAUGUUUUUAUGUUGGUGAGGGGCAGCAAAGGAGGAGGGGAAGAGGUGGACAGUCAGACUCAUGCUGGUCAGGCAGCAGAGCAGAGAGUGUGACCUCCGCAGACAGAAAUAGGAGAGCGUGAGGAGGAGGAUGUGUGCUGUUUGCAUCCAGACUCAGAGUUCACUCACUCAAAUGAGGAUUCAAAGAAACUGACUGUAAGUUUUUAACAAAAACUAUAUCAGAGCCUACGUCUGUUUCUCCUUUUAACCUCAGAAUACUUGUACACACUGUCUGACUCUGACUGAUGGGCAUAUUUGACUGGCUCUGACUGGUUCGGACCAGUCAUCAUGUGUCUGAAGAAUAACAUCUCAUCCAUCCUCUCUGUCAACCUUUAAAAAACAAAACUGCUUACAUGUUCACAGUACAAAACAGCCAACAUCAGCAGCAGAAGGCCCUUCAAACUAAAAGCUGCAGUGGUACAAAGAGGAGAGACUGAAAUAUUAAAAUAUAGGACACAGUAUUAUCAAGAGUACCUCACUUAUUUACUAACAUGUACUCUGUCUGUACCAGAGUCCCAGAAUUUGUGAGAGAAACAUUUACACCAACUGAGUGCAAAAUAUUACCAGGAAACACUCAAAAUGAAAUCUGUGUUUUGAUAUAAAUAGAUUGAUCAAUACUUCUAAGAUCAGCUACCCACUCAGAUCUUGCAGUAAGGUAUUCAGCUUCUCUGUCCUUGAGGAACAACAUACAGAAAUACUUAGAAGGAUCUUUACAAGAGUCUUUCAAACCAUCAGUGUCUUGUAAUUCUUGGAAUCUACCACUAAACUCACCUGUGCAGAAAAUGUCUGAAUCAUCCAGAAUAAGAAUUAUUUCUCUGAAUGGUUUAAUCCAAUUUUUAAAACAACUGUUGAUUUGAGUCUAUGACCUUAAAUCCAGAGAAAAAUACAUAAUUUAUGAAGCUGUUAAUGAGCCGUCAUCUGAUUCACAUCCAGUCACAUUAUUGACAAAAUGUCAUGAAUUAAUUACCAGGCCAUUACCUCCCUCAGAGAUGAGCACAGCAGCCUUAGAAGUCUGUGCAAACAAAAUGCUGUAAAUAUUUCUCUUUAUUAUCCUAUGACUUUUGGAUAAAACAACUAAUUACUAACUUAACAAGAACCAUAAUAUAUAGGAAUGAACCUGAAGUGUUUGCAAACAAGUGCACUGCAGCUGUAAAGAAACUUCAGAAUAAUAUGUCCAUCCUGACUUUUAAUUCUGAUGUCCAGUUUAUUAAGCCUGGCCUUUGUUCUUUGUGCUUUGUGCAGCUCACAGUAUCUCAAUGAGAUUUGUCCGUUUGGCAGCUGUGCGUCCGUCUGUGCAGUGUGUUGUAGUUGGAUGAUCAAGCUAAUCUUGUUGCAUCCAUGCGGACAAAAUAAGUGUAGUCCUGAAAGGAUUACAGGAUUUUAUUCUAAACAGAAUAUUCUGCAGACAAACAUGUAAGAUUAUUUUCAUAACAAUUACCUUGAGGGAGAUCAGAUAUAAACAUAAUAAAUUGCUCGCCCUUGGCACACUCAGCUCAUAUAACUCUGGGGUGACUCGGUAAACUCCUGACUCUCAAUGCAAACAGAUGAUGUGUCACCUCAGUUGUACAUAACAGAUAUUUAAUCUUAAGAAAUGUUCCUGUUUGUUUAGACGGUUGUAACACACCUUCAGUGCAAAUACUAACAGUCACUCUGUGUCCCACAGUGUGUCCCACUGAUCUUCCACUGCAGGGAUUAUUACUCAUCUCACCGUGGGCCGACUUCCACUCUAAAGUUGAGGAAGUGACCGGCGUCUCAUUUCCCCUCAUCGUAGUUUGAGUCAGUCAAAUGUGUCUUAAUGUUCCUUUUCUCCAACACUCCUGGAUAUUUUCUAUCUCAGGAGGCACGGAAACAGCAGCUUAUGGUUAGAUAGACAUGUCACAUUACACGUCUCAAUCAACUUUAUCCUUUGCAUUAAGGGAUUUUCUUUCACAUCCCUAUUUGAUAGGGAUUAUGAAAGCAACUUUGAUUGCCACAAGCAGCCCGAGGUAGAGAAACGCCAAAGCUCAAAAACGGCCUUUAGUUCAUUUUCUGGGUCUUGCAAUUAGGCCCCGGGCUCAGAUGUGGAAACGCAUACAUUCAUCACAUGUAAUAAAUAAUAUGAGCGACACCUGCUGACCCCUUAAUGCACACGCUGUGUGUCCACAUGAUCCCUGCAUGAAUAGGCAUCAAUACAGCGCGAUACUUGUAAACAAAAAGAGAGGAGCUUCGCUGCCUUUGUCACCUCCGUCCUUCUUCUUGCUCGGUCAUAUAAAUUAGUUCAUGUUUUCAGUCACCCUAGGCUUCAAGAUCCAGCCCAUGUUUGGUUCAUAAAUGUGCGAGCCUCCAUUCCCUCUCCCAUCCCCCACUCCGGGCUCGGCUUGUGAUGAUAAAGCAAAGAGUGGAGCAAUAUGUCUUGUUGGUGGCAUUGAACAGGAGAUGUGAAUAGACCGCUGGUGUAGACAGCGAGGUAAUCAACGGCUGACGUCUCAAUCAUAGAUGGAGACACCAGCAGAGCUAAAAAGGAGGCUAAUAAAGGGAGAAAAUGCCUCUAUUAUGGCUGUAUGGACUCCAUUAACCUUAUGCUUCAAUUCAUGUAUUAAGGAUGUAAAUAACAAGAGGAGACAACAGAUAGUGUGCCUGGAGUGGCUUUACUGUACACUCUGUUAAACCUGACUGGAGUGGAAGUGGCUCCGAGAGGCAGAGCUACAGUAGAGAGGGAGCCAGAGUGAAAGAGAAAAGUAGGUCAUCAUGCGCUGCAUUGGGUCACACUUAUACGCUUUACUGAGAGAGCGUGGCAUCCUUCAGUUUUUCUCCCUCUAUUGUCAAAGCACUCUUGAUUUUUAGGGGCGCUGUAAUUUUAGAUUCUCCUUCUUUUAUCCUCGUGAAUCUUACCAUGAUACGUAGAGACCAAAUCUCAGCCUCUCUCACUGUUUUCCAUCCGCCAGGGUGCACGCAGAAACAGCUGACUCUGCACUUUGCAUAUCACUGGUGUGUGUCUUUAUUGCAGCGUUUGGUGUUAUCACCCGAUCUUUUGCAUGAUUAUCAGUUAAUUGGAUAUCUAUCUGAAUUGGCUCGUGUCUGGGUGUAGUUUGUUUUUGUCUAUAACCUCCCUGACCUUGAUUCAGGUGGAGGGGACACUGGAAAGAACCACAGCAGUACCUCAAACCUCAUGACGCUGAUUAUUCUCAAGCCUCAUCAAUAAACCAGCAAGUGAUAGAGGCGAUGAUCUGAUAUCAACUUCCUGCUCUAUCGCUGUGAUUGUACUUCCAUUUGACUGACGUAGAUGAAUAGAUUUUUUAGCCAUUCACCUUGCAGCACUCGACAACCAUUAGAUUCCUCUAUCUUCUGCAGCCCCCAGUGGACAGUUUGUCAUUUGCCCAGAGAUGGGGAUUGAUUUUCAGAGAACAGUUUCCUCUGAACGUUAGAUAAGGUCAACCCUGGACAUAGAAUUAUUGUAUUUUACACCUGAUUAAAGACACUCACAUUUACUGCUUCAACAUUUAUCAUCAGCUGAGGGGACAGAGGAUAUUGAGCAUUUUUGGGAACAUAUAGUCAAAGAGAAAAUUAAACAUUUAUAACCUCCCUUUUUGUUUUACAUCAGUAUUUAACUUUUUAUAUCGCUGAGAUAAGGUAGAAUUAUAAUAAUAUUUUACAACAGUAUUUAACUGUUGAUGUAGCUGAGAUAGUGUAGAAUUAUAAUGAUAUUUUCGGGGCCGAGCAGGUCGGAUCGCAGCUGACCCUUUUCACCCUGCACAUGGACUAUUUGAGACACUCCCCUCGGGCAGGAGGCUACGGUCCAUUCGGACCAGAACCUCCCGCCAUAAGAACAGUUUCUUCCCCUCUGCCGUUGGACUCAUGAACACUUUAUAACUCAGUCACUUUAACUCUGUCACUUUAUCACUGGUGACUUUAGUUUAAUGUACCUUGUUUUUUAAUUGCACUCCCCCCACUGCACUGCUGUUCUGUAUUGUGUAGUUGUACAUAGCCAUUUAUACUUUAUAUAUGUCCUGCAUGCUCUUACUAGUUUUUAUUCUAGUAUUUUAUAUAAUAUUCUCUGUUUAAUGUUGCACCAUCACGCCGUUAAAAAAUCCUAGUCUGUGAAUCCUGUUCAUUGACAAUGGCAAUAAAACCCCCUUCUGAUUCUGAUUUUGAUAACAGUAUUUAACUGUUAUUGUAACUGAGAUAGUGUUGAAUUAUAAUGAUAUUUUACAACAGUAUUUAAUUGUAAAUGUAGCUGAGAUAAGAUAGCUUUCACUAUUCAUUACAGCAGCCAAAUGUUAAUAUGGGUUGUUUCUGUAACACUGCAGUUAAAUAUGCUGUUGAGCUUUGCACCCUGAGUGCAAUGAAGACAAUGGCUGCUAUGUGAUCAUGUGCUUUUGUGAGAUCAGUAACAGAAAGCUUGUUAUCACCCUCAUGUAUGUACAACAAAUAUGAAACUACAGUUUGGUGAAGCUUCACAUUUGAGCCUGUUUGUGUCCAACCCAAACAAAAUGUGUAUACCAGCCUGUCUAAAACUGCACAAUUAACACAUCUCAGUGCUGCACUCUGUCUCUUCUGGGAGCGGCACAUUCCUCAGGUCCCCACAGGUUGCUUUUGCUUCUAGCAAAGAAAAUAACUAUCAUUUAACCCCUACCUCCCCACAAAUCAGUGAAAGCAUGUUUCCAGGUUAGGUUUUUCAUGCUGGAAAGUAAAUUGAUUUAUCUUAGCUAGCUCUGUAUUCUCUCUGGGUUUGUUACUUGCAGUUUAGUUACUCUGUGCAUUAUCUACCACCUGACCCUGAGGCAUUGAUCCAACCCGCCUUUUUCCCUCUCAUCCCUGCUGGUCUGCCCUGUCGGACCUGCAUGCUAACAGUCUCUAAAUAAUUUCCAUCAUCUCUCCAGGCUCCAGCUGUAGCGCCGCUUAAAUCAUCAAUGCAAUCAUUUGUCACCUCCCUGUGCCCUCCUCAGGUUAUUUUAACGGAUCAUUCCAGCAAAGACAGCUUUUUUUGUGUUUAUUAAAUGUUACAUGGUGUUUCACAGAGGCGCGGUUUGCUCGAGGAUAGGCUCUGAUAUGUAGCUGUCGUCAAUGUGCUCUGACAAGCUUAAUGAAUGCUUGCUGUGGGUGGUGGAGCAGGAGCAAUAACCCCCUCAAGUUUCAGAAAAUUUCCCUCCUGCCAAGAAGGCGCCCCCAGUGCCGCGCUGUCUUGUCUCUCUUUACUUAUCUGAUUGAGAGGCUGUGUUAUCUUGGAAGUUUCUAGUCAUGACAGGAAAUCCUCAGGGCAAGGCGAUAAGCUGAGAGGAGACUUGUUAAAAUUUUUUUGAAAUGUACCUCCCAAAUACUCUGUAAUCCUUUAAUGCUGCGGGUUUUCUUUUAAGAGUAAUGCUGUUUGUUUUCUGUUGUACAUCCUCCCAUCUACACUGUCUUAUAGAAGUCAGAUCCUGGAAACACCCUUGUGUAAAUUCCAGUGGAGUGAGUGGUUUUAAUGUUCAGUUUUUAUUGUCGGAGUUGGCAGUCAUCGUCCUCCACAUAGCAAUCAUAGAAGGAGUGGAGCACACCUAUGUUUGACGACUGAGAGUGUGAGGCAACACACGAGGACAGCUUACAAGCAUUCAAACAGAUGUGUGGCUUUUCAGAGCGCAGUUAUGAAAUACGAAUUUUAGUCAGAAAACCAAAACCAGAAAACCGACACUGUAUUUUAUUUAAUCACAUAAUAACACUCAAUAAAUUUCAAUCCUAGAGCAGCAACUGUAGAAAAAUAUUGGCAUCUGGGCACAUUCCUUUGCUGUGAAACAAUUUUGCAGAGCUACAACAUUCAGUGUUAGCCCACAUUUCAAAUCACAGAAGUAAAUGGAGAAUAAAGCCUGAACAUCUUUAUCUCCUCCCUCCCAUUUCCUCUCCUCAUCCCCAGGGUUCGCUCAGUGCUCGGCCCCCAGCCUAUCUCUUCCAUGAAUGGCCUUUCAGAUGUUUGUGGGUCAGGAAGGAAAGGAAUGAGGAGCUUGUUGACUCACAUUGAGCAGAUAUGACGUGAUCCGAGCUGUGGGAUCUUAAAAGAAUAUGCACCGUAUGUUUGCUGAGCGUUCGCACAGCUGAAGAAAAAGUAAUCUCACUGCAAAUAUCUUCAUAGAAAUGUUUCUCUCACACAUGCAAAGAUUGUUGCAGUCCUAUAUCUAGAUAGAAGUUGCAGAUUGUCAGUGGAGAGGCAUGCUGCGGAUUGUUUAGUCCCUCCUUCACAAACAUCUGCAGCUUUUACUGAAAGACUCUUACAUUUGGCCAGCAUGCAUUCAUAAUUUAUCUUCAGUUUUUCUCAGUGUCCCAGCUCCACUUCCGCAUGUUUUCUGUGUGACCUUGUCUCUCUCUCUCUCUUUCUCUCCUCCUCCUCCUCUAUCUCAUUCUGGUGUGUGUGAGUGUGAGAAAGAGAGGGUUUGUGGUUUCGCUGUAUCUUAGUGAAGCCAUUGUUGACCCAGCGAAGACAUGGGAAGUGCACACAUUUCAUGCCAGCGGCUCCACAGAGUAAAUAUUCCAAGUGUCCGGACUGCUUUUAAUUAGGUCAUUAUUAAAACACUUUGUGCAUCCUAUUCCGUGUUUCAUGAAACACCGUGUGUGUGAGUCCUUCAUCGCUCUCUGGAGGAAAACUUAUGACCUCAGCUGAACAGCUCUGGGGGAGGUUUGUGAAGCUAGAGAAAGGCUUUACUAUUACAAGGGUGAAAAAAUCAGGCAAACUGUACAGUUAUAAAAGGGAAGGGUAAGGCUGUGUGUGUAUAUGUGUCUGUUGCCAUAGCAAUAUUUCCAUUAACUCAUUGGCUGGGGGUUUUUUCCAAACAGUGCUGUCCACCUACCAACACAAUGAAAGAGGGAAGAGUGACACAGCGGAGUGAAACAGAGCAAGCGCAGAUGUAGAAAUAUAAUCAAAACAAGGAAAAGGCCGAGACAAAUAUAGAGAUAUGGGUCAGGUCAGUAAGUGCUCGGGCUAAAAAUAAAGCUGAAAGACGACAAAGCAGAUGAGAGAUAAAAGAAGGGUACAGUGAAGCAGGUGAGAGGAAGAACAGAGGGACAGGUGAGGCGCUGAGGCUUAGCCCUGAUACCACCCUCUUAAAUUAGACGGGAUGGAAAGCAGGGUGCUGUUUUGUGAAAAUAACAAGGUGCCACUUUAGUCUUCUGAAUACACUGUAAUGUAGGUUCAGGCGCCAUGUCUCUUCAGUCCUGUACACAGUUCAGAAGAUGUAAACAAAACAACCAACAGGACUGGGAUUCAUUUUGACUCUCCUAUGUUAAACUGCAUCUCUCCUCUUCGUAAUGGCUGCUGUUGCAUGCACAGAUAUUGAGCCGUUUUUCUUCCCUGCCUCCUCCUCUUCGUUGCCGCUUUCUCCCUCGUGGUCGGCAAGUGUGCAUACGCCUUUGUCUGCGAGCGAUGCCAAGAAAAACAUCAAAAGUUGUCCAAUCCUGUGAGAGCACAAGUCUGUGCAACACAGGCAGAUUUCGCUCCACCCUGCAGUCACGUCUGACUCCUCCAGUUGCUUAAUAAGUACCCCCAACCACAGCAAGGGCACCGGCUGAGGAUUGAAAACCCAGCUGGCAGCACCGGCCUGCUGACAUCACCGGCACCAGUCGGGUUUAUGAUGUCAAGAGCAGGAACAUUGUCGUGUAACAUCCCAGAGAGGGAAAGUGUUCAUUAGUGAGUCCACACGUGUGUUUUCGAGCUUUUUUCUGACACUCUGUGGUGAACUAAACGACUGAAAUGUCUUGCUGGGGGCUUCAAGAUAUGUGGUUUCUAUUGUGGUGAGAGAGCAGGGCGGGGCACCUAGGAGGUGUUUGGAGAGAAAGGUUGGCAGGAAGAUGACGCGUACACACCGCACUCACACUCGCCCACAGACCGAGGCAGCCAUGAGUGCUCAUUCCCAACACAAUAAAACAACGUCAUUGUGUUGUCGACACACAAGGGUCAAGUUUGUGACUAAACAUGAAAUCAUAUAGAGGCCAGCAGUCUGAAGCACAGAGAGGAAUCACUGUGAGGUUCCUGGAGGAUGUGUGUGUCAUGUUUUUAAUGUGCUGUGUUUUGUUCGCAGGUUCGGGAGAUCCUGGGACGCUGUUCCUGUCCGGCUCAGUUUCCCAUGAUCAAGGUGUCAGAGGGGAAAUAUAAAGUGGGAGACUCCAGCGCACUGAUCUUCAUAAGGGUAGGCCAUCACCAAUGUAAACAUAAAGAUGUGUCACCAGGAAAGAUUUGUGUCUCUUUAGAUUUGGAGAUUCAUAUUCGGCCCCUCAUGUCUGAUAUCACAUAUUACAUAUUAUAAGUGCACAGGUACAAUGAAGCAUUAGAGCCACAUUAAGAAAAAUAAGACUUCAAGAUUAAAGUCGUUAAAUUACAAGAAUAAAGUCAGAAUAAAGUCCUAAUAUUCUAACCUGCUGUUUAAGAUGACAGUUGUUGAAAUCAGAGCCAUGGAGCAUUUCGUGAAAAUACACUUCAAUAUAAAUUCGUCAAACAAGGAGAUACUUAAUCUUUUGGCACCACAUUAUCAUAAGUAUCAUCAUGAUUUUAUUACGACUUUAUUCUCGUAAACUCGCAACUUUAAUCUCAAAGUUUUUUUUCUUAAUGUGGCCCUGAUACUCCGUCGUCCAUAGGAGGGGAAUUAGUCCGUCAGAAACAACAAGUUAAUUGCUAAACACUGUCUAAAUGGCAAAAAUACAUGUGUUUGCAACUACUAGGUAGGCCGCUGACACAUCACCGGUAAAUUUUGAACGCUGUUAUCACUUCUGUUAUCAUUUUAUGUCGAAAAGAUACAUAAAGGAGAAGAACAUCUGUGUUAUACUGAAAUUAGCCAAAGGUGAUAUGAUGAAAUGUUUUUAUUUUAUUCAAUAUUAACAGUCAUUAAUUUAUGAGUCAGUGCUCCAGUUUGGUCCUGCCAGUCAAAAAGUCAUCAUUAUAAUCAUUAUCAUUUAAACUGUCUUUGUGCAUUAUUAAAUACCUCUUUAAAUUGGUCUGUGGUACUUUAAUUAUCACAUUUAAAAGGUUUUUUUCUUGAUUUCUGCCUGAUAAGAAGUUUGGUUCACUGUGAGCACACAGAUGCAGCUUUCCUCUGCUAUGAUGGGUUUCAGGUCUUCCUUCUUUCAGUUUUAUCUCAAGAUAAAGUUGCUCCUCUAACUCAACAUCUAAGACUUCUUCAUGAAAAACCUUAGACGUGAUUCAGAAUGAUCCUUGAUGCUGCUUUUUCCUAGCAUGUUCAGUUGAAUUUAUCAGACCGGUAAGCCUGCAGAAAUCUGUGAGGCCUGCAGUGGUUUCAUGGAACCAUACGGCGUGGACAUAUGGCAUCAUAUGUUGUUUGAAGGUGAACAGGGUUAUGUAGCAACAGAAAAACCACCUCAGCUGCUUGGCUGCUAACACACUCAGUGAAGUGUACAGAUUUAGUAACAGCAUUGUGAUUCUUCUCUCUCAUGUGAGUGUUUACAAACUGACUCUUUGGAGCCCACUCCCACCUCUGUACUGCACCUUUUAUUUUCAGGAGGACACAAUUAGAGCUUUAGGUCAUUCCCUGCGUUGGCCCUUAUCUUGCCGGUUGCCUGUUUUUUUUUGCGAGACUGUUUGUCUCAGUUUCAGUAUAGGAGCUGAAACUUUACCCACAUCAGGCCUCACAGGACCAGGCAGGAAAGGCUGGGUCUGGAUACCAGGAAUCGAUUUGGUACUUAAGUACCUCAAAUGCAGCCCUCCCGGAUUAAUGGACUCUUUGGAUGAAAUUAGAAGUUGUCUGCGUUCACAUUUCAGCUCCACCUGACUGUUAGUUUUGUCAAUAUUUCCUCACAGUCCAGACAAAAGGAGAUAAAAUGCAUUAUGUGAUGAAAUAUUUGGCACACUCUGAUGGAAAGAGAUGUCUCUGCAGUGAAAUACUUGGGUUAAGUCUUGUGUACUGUAUCAAAACUCCCUCAAAUGUACUGUAAUGGACUUUAAAUUAUGUGAUUUUUUUAUUUAUCAAUAUUAAAGAUUAUAACAGAUUUAAUUUCAUGUGAAAUUUAAAUAUAACAUUUAUGUAAGGGAGGUUAUUUUAGUGAUAUUUUGAUGUCUUUUCAGGUGCACCACUGUGGGCCAGUAUAGCAGUAUUUUGUCCUGUUUAUGCAUGCUAACACAGAGGAAAAUGAAUCUUGAUCAAUAAGGCUCAUACUAGCUGCCAAUGCAUACAUAGAAACAGAACUAUCAGACUCAGAUUUAACACAAACCCCCCAAAAAUAUUAAAAAAAUGAUUGUAAAAGCCAGAAAAGUGCUAGAAUACCACCAACAUAAACACAGGACGGCUGCAUUGAGCUGUGAGUCAUGAAUUAAACUGUUUUAAUGUGGAGUAAAGUAGUUUUCCCAAAACACAGACAGGAUUUGUAUCUGUAUUCCAAGUCCCAUGAAACAUACAUACAGAAAAAUAAAGUAUGAAAAUAUGAGGCCUUUACUGCUCCUAUAUUCACCUACACACAUUAAUGAACCAGACCUCCCCUUCUUCAUUCAAAAAUAGAACAAUAAAAAUGAAAAAUAACCCUCUACUUGAGUCUCCAAGAUGAACCAUGAUGAGGAUGUGCUGCAAAAGAGGUCGUCUCCAUGCGACUGACUGGUUCAGAUGUGCCUGUUUGUGAUGUCCGUGUUUGUCCGUGUUUGUCGGGGCGCCUUUGACUUGUCAGAUUAGCCCUCUUCACACUGUCUGCGCCCGCUCCUGAUGCCUCAGUGGGGAUGACAGUGAUUAUGCAUAUGCCCCAGCAGCUACAAGUGCAGCCAACACACUUCCCUCAUUCUCCAGCAGAGAGGAAAUGGGCAGCCACUUUGAAGCCAGCAAACCCCUAUUCAGCCGUAAAAGCUGAGACAAAGAUCCCAGGCUAAGGGAAGGGAUGUAGUGGAGAGAGCGAAUGGGCAAACAGGCCUUAUGAACAGAGGGGGGAGUUAAUAAGGCGUCUUUGUAUUCAGGGAGGUCGAUCCCCAGAGGGAGGAGAUGCCUUCAGUCAUGGGGCACAACAGUUGAAAUGAUCCACGGUCACAAUUUUUCAACUCACCAGCAGCAAGAUUUAAGAAGAAAUCAGUUCAGCACACCCCCGCAAUGAUGACAAGAAAUCUCUGUUCGCUGUUGCCAUAGAAACAGGGAUUGGGUCUCUCUCUCGCUCUCUUUACGCGGGUGUAGUCUGUGAAACCCCUUCAGUGGUUGGGAAACCGGGCAGCUAAAUAACAGAUCUGAGGCGAAACAUGGUCCCAAAGCAGUUUUUUUUUUAGCCUCUGAGGUGCUUAGUGUAUAAAACAUGAUAUGCAAAUUGAAUCUGUUGGAUAUGGAAACAAAUUAUGCAGAUGAAAUGAAAGAGAUUUGAGUGUUUAUACAUUUCUGAUCAUUUAGCUUCUGUUUCUGCUGCGAGUUAAGACCCAAGAACAAAGAGGCCGUUAGAGCCAUCGACAACAGGGCGUAGAGAUUUAAAUCAGGAGCUGAAUGGAAAUUUGUACUGCAAUUAACAUUUUAAGACCCUCCACAGAAACUCCCUUUAUGGCCGUGCAAUAAUAACCCACUCCGGUGACACAGGCAUAUUUACUUUAAUUCCCUGUAGCUGUUAAUAUUAUGAGGGCUACUCCACCUACACUCGCAAUAACAAUAAAAGAUUUAUGAUAAACCGAUAUAAAACUGCUUCGAUGUAUUAUUAUGCAGGAUGCAAAACUAGCAUGAGCGAAUGCAAACUAAAAUGGGUUUACUGUGUUGGGUCCUUCCCUCUUCUUCCCGCUGCAAAAUCCGACUUUUACGAUGCUCUUAUUGAGGUAAUUUAUCACUGCGAUGAUAAUAACUAUCAUCCCCAGCACAGCUUUUCAUUGCUGCCGCAGGACGGUGACGCAGCAUCAAACAAACAGUAAACCUGUUACUGACAUAAGGCCAGGGCCGUAAAGUGUAAUCAGUUUAUACUCUCAGGUCUGAUAGAGAUAAGCAGAUCAGCUGUUUUGACGGCUUUGAUGCAGUGACUUGUAGUGGAUUGGCAGGGAUUGUUUCAGAGAGGAGGCGGGGUCAGACUUUGGUGCUGAGUCUCUGAUCACAGCCAGCCAUGCAGAGAUGAGACACUGUGCCAUGUGUACUUAGUGUAUUAAACUCUGCGCCGGCCCACACAGAUGCUCCAUUGUAGCCUCACCUUGCCUGCCCUCUCAGACACUGGUACAACCUUUAAAACAUGUGGCUGGCAGACCCUGUUACACAACCCAAGGCAGGCCAAUUCAACCACAGGGCUCGCACAUCAGUCGGAUUGUGUUGCUUCAGCGGAGGCAGCUUCUGCCUUGAGGGACUGCGGCUCUUUGCUCUGAUUUUGUGGAUGUAUGUGCCUCAAAGAACAGAGAAGGGUAGAAAGUGACAUAUCCAGCCUCCUCCUCCUCCUAGUCCUUUGUUUUGGCUACUCAGAGCCCCCCUCUCCUCUCUGCUCCUCUUCCUAAUAACUGAAAUCUCAGCUGAGGAGCAGAGAUGACAGCAGGGGAGGGUUGUUACCAUGCUAAUUCAGCUCGCUCCCCUCUGAAAACACAGGGAUGCCAGCUGAGAGGCAUGAGAGAAAGAGAGAGGGGCCAGAAAAAGAGUGUCUUUCACUGCACUUUGGCUCUUUAUUAUGCUGCCAUACUUGCUUUAAUUGUGAGCUGGCAUGCCAAUGAACAGGCCUCAUAAAGGCAGCAGCUGGGGGUGAUGUGGGAGAAAGAGGAGGAGUCGGGGGAGGCAGGGGCACAGGCAGGGGUGCAUCUAGAUGUUAUGUAACACUGAAGGCCAGCCGGCCCACAGCAAGCUACCCCACUUGUGGAAUUUGCAUAUCUAUUGACUUGUGCAGUUUGUGUGGUGGUGUUGUAUAUCAAAAGGUUUGGCUGUUUUACUCGUGCAUGAAUACUGUGGGUUCAUCCAUUUAAGCCUUGCUCUCUCUUUUCCUCCCUUAGGUCCUUCGUACUCAUGUGAUGGUGCGUGUUGGAGGGGGCUGGGACACAUUAGAGCACUAUUUGGACAAGCAUGACCCGUGCCGCUGUGCUGCUUUCGGUGAGGUCACUUCCUCCUCCCUGUCAGCCCAUUACAAAACAACUUCAUUGUUGUGUCUCAGUGUUGCAUAAUUUAUAAUAUACUGGAGAUUGUAAACAAAUGAUUUACAUAUGAUGUUCUGAGUUUGUUCUUGAAGUAGAAACUAUGAGGAUCAGAAAAGUUGACAAAUACUUAUUCUGUCUAAAACAAAAAUUCGUUCUCUCAUAAUCAUAUAGUAAUUUCAUAUAUUCACUUUUCAGCUUUAGCUGGCAUUGUCACAUCAAAAUUUUGUUUGAGGUAAAACUGGAGAAAAUUUAAUUGCACAAAACUCGAAAAACAACACAAGUCCCUUUCAUGAUGUCUACUUUGUUUGGAAACAAAAUGAUGGACCAAAAACUGCACAACCUACACGAGGGUUUGUCUUUAAAUCAAACCUAAGAUGGUAAAAAAUUCAAUAGAUGCACAAGGAAACUCACAAUUAAGUGAACAAAAGGGAAGAUACUCACAACAGCCAUAACAUUAUGACAUCUGACAGAUGUAGAGCAUAAAAUUGGUUAUAUGGUUUCAGUGGGUAUGAUAUGUUUGGAGGCAAGUCAACAUUUUAUUUGUUGAUGUGUUGUGAGCUGGAAGAGGGUUGGUUAGACUACUGGAUCAGAUCAGAUCAAGUCCAAAACUGCAGCUCUUGUGUGGUGCUCCUGGUCUGAAGGGUUCAGCGCCUACAAAAGAUUGUCCAACAAAGGAAAGAAACUAAAGAAAGCACAUGCAAUGGGCAUCAAGACCGGACCACAGAGCAAUGGAAGAUGUUGGCCUGGUGACAUGUUUGAGGUGAUGGCCUCUCUGUCAAUCCAAUUGAGCAUCUGGGAUGUGCUGGACGACCAAAUCUGAUCCAUGAAGGCCCCACCUCCACUUCUAGAACCUAAAGAACUCAAUGCUAGUGUCUCAGUGUCUCAAUGUCAGAUACCACAGCACACCUUUAGAGGUCGAGUGGAGUCAGUGUCUUGUCAGGUCAGGGUUGGUACAUAUUAUUAGGUAAGUGGUCAUAAUGUUGUGGCUGGUGUGUAACAUAUACAACCAUGAAUUAACAAGACACAAGCAAGAAACACAAACCACAUAUUCAGAUACCAACUACACACUUAAACAGUAUGUUGGAAAUACUACCCGCAAACUUGAUGGUUAGUAUGCCCUUAAUAACAUACUGACACAGGUGUGUAGAAUUCAAUAAUAUGGCCACAGAUUAAAUGUAUUGGUUGUAUUUGUCUGUUGUUUGUUGCUGGCUGGUUUGCUCCACCAUUGGUUGGUUUGAAAAGCAACAAUUUACUCUCAGGUGGUUGAAUUUGAUCAGUGAGCUCCAAGCUUCAAACUCCGACCACUGUACAUUCAGACACUUCAAAUGUAAAUGUUCUUUAUUUAUACAGACCUUUACAACAACCUUUUUGGUGAACUAAAGUGCUUUACAAUACGUAAUAAAUAAAAAUGAGUAAAUAAAAACAAUAAAAGCAACUUUGAGAUUUGAAAAGACCCAGGUCAGAAAAAAGUUGCAUUUCUGAGUUUAUUCCAGAGCCUGAAACCAGCAACUGCAAAGGCUCGGUCACCCCAGUGUUUCAACAUCAACAAAACUUCAAACAAUGAAUUUGAAAUGCACAGUGUGAUCGUACAUGACUGCAGACAUAUUAAGAGACGAGAGUAAUUGAAAAUAAAUCAACAAUAGCAAAGUGGUCUCUCACUUUGAUAAUCAGAGCUGUGACACAUGCUCAUAACUAUGCAGGGCGAGUCUGUCGCUCCUUUUUUGUGGUGAUAUCAGGGGUCAAGUGGUUGGACAUCUGACCAGCUGAAAUCAUGAUCAGUGUCCAUCUCUAUCAGCAGGCUGAAGAUUAUAGAGCCUCGAGUGGCCUCACAAAAUGGCCUUCUGUGUUCUAUAAAUGUUCUCCAUUACUGAUGUGAGCUUCAGCAUUUCUCUGAUUUAUUGCUCAGCCAAGUAUAAAAUAUAAUAUCUGCAGCUGCUGACACAGAGAGUGACUGUCGAAGAUGCAAAGAGUAAAUCAAUGCACCUCUAAAGUACAAGGCUCUUUGAUUGUGUCGGUCUGUUUAACACACUCACUAUCAAUCUGUCUCCUCAGCUCACCGCUACCACCAAGCUAAAGCCAGUGGUCAAGGACAGGGAGCUCAGAGCAAGUCCUCGAGCGCCCACUCCUCCCGCUCCACCAGCCCGGGUCCACACUGGAGAAAUGAAGGCAUCGCACCUUACAAACCCCCUGACAGGCGCUCCUUGGAGCCUAAUUCUACUCCGGGUGCGUCUUCCUCCUCCACAAGACCUGGACGCUCCCAGAACCCCUCUGUACCGUCUGAGCAGGACUCCGGUUCAGCUCGUACUCUACUCCCACGGCCGCCCCGAGACCGCUCAGAGCCCCGACACUUUAAUCCUCUCAGGUGACUUGUGUGUGCAAGUGUGGGAAUAAGUGUGUUACCAUGAUAAGAAAUUAAUCUCUUUAGUAGUCUGGCAGGCCACGCUGGGAUUUUGCUACUUGCUCUUUUGUGCUUACAAACAGAAAGCCAGAGAUACACACACACACACACACAUGGACACACACACACACACACAAACAGAAUUGGGAGUAUACACAAACACACAUGUCAGGAAGCCACAGAUUAGACCAGAGCAGAUUUAUCUAAUCUCAGGUGACAUUGACCAGAUAAAUCCGUCUCACUCAGCCUCUCUACAGCACAUCCUAGUGGCUUCAGUGUGAAAAAACAAACAUGUUUACUAAACUCCAGAUUCCCUCUUUAGUUUUCUGCUUUGAAACAGUUUGUUAGACAAUCACCUGCCUGGAGAUGUCUGUGAUUCUCUCUAAGCUGCUCAAGGCAAGCCCAUCUUCUCCCACCACAACCAGCAGAUGGUCUGAAUUAGUGAGAAGCUCCUGACAGAUGAAAUGACACAUCAUUUUUUUGUGAUGAGCUGAAUGAAUGUUUUAAAAUGACUCUGCUGACUUGGCUCGGACCAGACAUCAAGCUAUCAGCUCACUGGAAUUAACCCUGCGUGGGUGGGGCAUCCCCCCCUUCAAGUUCACCAGACUAGCUGAACACUAAUCUGACAGCUAUCCUGGGACAACUGGUCGCAGCUAACUGGGGAAGUAGGUCAACAGGUGGGAUGCGUGCUGGCUAAUGACCACGCCUGAAUUUAUGCAAAUCUAAUUUCUGGGGAUAAAUUUAGAAGUCCAAGGUUAUAGAGGGCAAUUCAAGACACAAGCUGCAAUCUAAAUUAAACCAAAACUGAACUUUCCUCUCCAAAACUCAAGCGAGUAGCGAGUCAAUACGCUUUGAAACAGACGUCAUGCUUUCACUUACCUUCAUUUACGAUAACACGACUGUUAAUUAACCUCCAAGUUAAUCUCUAUUUGUCUUCUCCCGUCCCUGUAGGACCAAGGACACAAAGUUACCAUUGACAAGACGCAUGUCUGGAGACAGCGACUCCUCCACAGCGUCCUCUAAGGGAGGAGGCGGAGGUGGACGUCAAUCUGUAGGUGGUGUCUCAAGGCGCUCUGGUGAAGAGGUAGUCCUGCUCAUCAAUCGGAAGGAGGGGAAACAUUUAGUUGAAAGGCCCACCGCUGGAAAUCAGUCACCCUCCAUGCGUCCCUCCCUUCCCCGUGCGCGAAGCCAGUCUCGGGAGCGUUCUACCCUCGCUCCAAUCCUCAAACCCAACCCACCACAGGGAUCCACUGAUGGAUCGCGUUCAUCUCGCACCGAGAGGGGGCGCUCCCUGGGAAACGAUGGCCCUCGGAGGCUCCAUCCUGCGCGUUCACACAGCCAGACUAAGACAUCAAGUCGUACUCGGUCCGGUGAUGCAAGUCCAGGACCAGCUUCUUGCCACAGAGAGCCUUUGCCCCCAACAGACAGGAGAGAGGAGCUUCGCGCCAAACAAGUAAACCAGUCCUCCCCCAGAGUGGGUGUUGGGUUCACCAAGAGACAGUCAUCGUCAUGCUCUAAUUCACCUGUUAAAGGGGUUCAGAAUAAUACCAGCAGCCCCAACAAGAAGACUAUCACUACUCCCAGACCUCCUGCCCCCAAAUCCCCCUCCAUGGCAAAGGGUAGACUGCUGCCGCCAGUCACCUCAGGAGGUCGACGUUCACCGCACUCAUCUCCCCGAAGUGCUCACCAUCAUGCCAUCCGCUCUCCCCGAGCCGUACAGGGCCCACGCCCUGCUGGUCGAGGCCACCAUAGAAACUGGUCUGCAGUAGAGCGCCAGGAGCGCCAAGAACCCGAAGAGGAAGGACUCGGCCUUGGCUUCCAGAUGCUGCCAGCACUCGACCCCCAGAGAGAGCAGGACCUGUAUCGCAGCUUCGAGGCUGAGUUUCUCGCCAACACACAGCAGGCUAAAGGGAUGGUUAAUAGAGCCCCAGUGGGAGCUGGGACACAUUUAGUGCCAGCACCCGCUGAUCCUAAUGUCAAUGACUCCGCCUACUCUUCCUCGAAUUCCUCCUCCUCCUCCAUAAAUGUGGGGGCAAAGAUAGGAACUCUGCCUGAACUCAGGGAAUCCAAGAGAACUCAACCCCGGCACUUCCAGCUCGACGACCCUCUGAAUCUACUUUAUGGACAAAAUAUUAGGGAACCACCAAACUUUAGUCAAGGAGAACCUGAGCACUGGGGGGAGCGUGGAGGGGGGCUGAAGAAGCUCCCGGCCAUCUCUAGCUCCCUGGAGGAGAGGCAACCUCCGACUACCCUACCUGGUCUUGGAGACACAGAAUCAGACAGUUUGAUGAAUCAGGUCCCUUCACAGCCUGCUUUUAACUGUAGGAACAUGAAUGGAGACCACGGGGGGUUGACAGGUCAGCAAGGACAGCUUGUUUGGGGCACAGGACCCGAAGGAGAUGUUCCUCUGGGGAAUCAUCAGCCAAACUUACCUUAUGACCUAGAGAACGGGGAUGGCAGCGAUGACCUCCCGCCCCCAGAGGCCUGUCCAUCACCUGUCGCCCUCCCUCCCUCUGAGGACUGCUCCUUCCAGGAUUCCUCCAGCGAAAACUCUUCCAUGUGCUUCAGCCUGAGUGAAUCCCACUCUGAAUCCCCCCCGCCGGCUUCACCCAUGACUAACGGGGACGGAGAAGUGCUGCAGACAAGGAGGAGUCAAAAAAAGUCUGACAGGAUAGAUCCCAUCUCUAAGCACAAACUGAAAGGCAGGCUCAGACCUCGCAUCGACAACAGGCCGGAGAACAGCCCUUCACGUAUCCCCACCCCAGUCAGCUACAGAGACACACAGGCUCAUGACACACUGUCCCCACGCCAUACCCCACCGAUGUCUCCUCAGAGCCCGCGCUGUGUUGGUCGUCCAACCACACUCAAGAGCAUGCACCAGGCCUUUGCAGGUUUGAUCCAAACUCAACCGUGUUCCCCGACCAUGGGGAACAAAGACUGCACCUACCCUGGACAGUCUACGAGCCUGGACUCGGAAGCUUGGAUGUAGCACAAGUGAAACAGGGUUGUUGUCGUUGUUAUCAUGAACUUUGACUACUGUGUAAAGAGAGACUGGGCUAUAGACUGUUUUCACUGCAUGUCUAACACUCUUUUUAUUCACUUAGUUUCUCCUUUCCACUGCAGGAGUUCACUUUGCUUUUAUUUUGCACUCAAGCCAAAUUAUUUAUUACCAAAGGAAUGGUCUUUACUAUUACUUUUACUGUACUUUUUAAUGUGUGCAUGGGGAUGCUUUUGCCAAUCAUUAGGUGUCUUUUUUUUAUCUUUGCAGGACACUCGUGAAAUUCUCAUGGUUGAUACAGAGAUAGAGAGAGAGCAUAUGUGCUGCCAUGUGCCCCACUGAGGGGCAUGGUGAAGUGCCAGGGAUUCAAAGCUGCGACGCUAUAAACAGUGAAAACACUAAACCUUUAGUCAGACACAUCAGCUCCCUCUUGUGGUCUGCCACAGCGUUUCUUUUUGCCUUGACAGUCAAAAUACUGGUACAGUUAUGAUCAUAUCAGUCUGUUGACAUUCGUGGUCUUCAUGUAUGACUCAUAUUCAUCAUAUACUCAUACAACAUAGGUAAGGUACCCCCAUCAUUACCCUGACUCCGUUAACACAAGAUGCAUUACCGGUCUUUGUACAGUUGUCUGCUCUUAUUGCUGUCUGAUCUCACCUUUUACAAAAAUCAAUGUCGUCAUAAAAGACGGUUUUAUUUUUUUUUAAAUGACCAUUGUGUUUCAGCUUUUCAAGCUUAUGUUUUAUGCAGUUCAAAAACUAACUCAUCCAGCUUUCAGUAGAUUUAAUAUAUGAGCAUCAAAGGUUUAACUGAUUUGUGUCAUGUUAACUGAAACAGAAAUGUAAAGAGUUCUCCCGCUGACCAAAAUGUACUCUGGAUAAACAAUACUACAUAUGUGUAUAUAUGUAUAAAAGUCUAGAGAAUGAAUGUGUAAAUAUAUGUUGUUAUGCUCACUAAUGUUAGUGGGUGUUUGUCCAUAGCACGCAUUGAAUUCACAUUUUAAUGUACAUAAUAACUGUAAUCAGUUCUGUGCGGCCUUAGCUAUGCAAUAUUGGUGUUGAAAAUGCCUUGACAAUUCCCUCUGCCUUAAAUUUUAUUCACAGAUACAUUUUUUUGAAUGUUUUUGCUCGACAUCACUGAGAUUUGUUUUGGGAAAAAAAGUGAGGAUUAUUGCCAAUUUAAUGAUAACUUUACUUGAUAUAGGUUUACAAUUACUGCUAAAGACAUUUAAUCCAUUGCCUCUGAAUCAUAUUAGUUGUCUUGAAACAUAAGAAGCCAGAUAACCUACUUAACAGAGAUUUUAUAGUAAUGGCACAAUCUGUGGUGACCUCUAGUGGCUAAAGAAAGAUAGGUCUUUUUACCUCAGAAAAAAAGAGAGAUGCCCUUUUUCCAUCAUUUUUGAAUUAGUGGUGCUUAUUAAAGCCAAUAGAGCCAAUAAAAUUGGCACGACUUAGUGGGUAAUGGAUGACUGUGACUUAAGUUUCUUCCUGUAUUCAGAAAGGCAUAAAUAAUAGAUAAUGUAACUGGAUGCUGGAGGUCUUUGCAGAAUGCUGGGGAAGACAUUACAAAAGCCAGAUCCCCGUCGAUACAGUACUUAUGGUUUUGGUUUGAAGAGGUGUGGACUUCAAUUAUUUGAAGGUGGAAAACUGGGAAUUGAAGUGUUAGUACCCUGUAGGGCACUAACACAAUCAAAGGCAUGGAAAAAAAGAGUGUGCAUACAUUUGUGUACAAACUAUAUGUACAGAGUAAGAGAAGUGAUGAUGGUUUAUAAUUUAUUUGUGGAAUAAUUUAUGAAACUGUGUCUCAUAGGGCUCAAGUGACAUGAGUGAGUUGUAAGUGUGCAGGGAAACUGACAUGAGGAGGAAAUUUCUCGACAAAUUACUGUAGAGAGACACAAUCUUUCAGAAGUCUCACCCAUUUAAGAAAAACUUGCUUGACCUGAGAGACGAACCAAACAUGAUUGGGCUGUUUUGCAAUACAAAGAGAUUAAAUUUUUUCCUCAAUGCUACAAACAAAUUAUAAUAUAAUAGUUUCCCUUGUAUUAGGAAGUCUUUUUAAUUUAUUCUUAUUUCAAAAUUUAAAAUUGUUAUUGCUUCAGAAUAUGUGUGUGUUGAUCAGCCGUUUUCUCAAUCUACCAGUUAAGUGAACUUUAAUAUGCCAUUAUAUUUGGUUACACUAAAAGAGUGAUUGUCCAUUCACAGCCUGCUCUUUUUCCAGCACAACUUUGAAAAUUUCAAGGAACUCUCUCUUCCUCUCUCUAUCCUUUUAUCGGCGAAAUUGAAUGUUUAUGAUCAGACAAUUCAUUGUUUGCUAAUGUUACUUUAACUAAACUUAAGUUUAAUGUACAGAUUGCUUGACAUUGUGGAAUUUGUACAUUUAAAAUAGCAAUACUGCAACAUUUCACUGUUUUUUCGGGUUUAAAAAAUGCUGUCAAGUUGUUCUUGUAAUAAAAAGAAUUCCUCUGAAGUGA